AUGGCGGCUACGUACAAUCGUGCUUCCUCUGCCACGCCGACCCAAAAUCGUGCCCUAAGCGAUCGGCGGCCGUCUUCUAGUGCUGGGGAUGGCUCUACAGAUGGGAGCUGGAACGAUGAUACCUCCGGAUCUCAGCGACGCGCCUUUCCUCGGUCUGUUGCAAGUACUACCAGUGCUCAGGUCUCCCUCGCCCCGUCCGGCCUUCGACCCGGGAGUUUCAGCUCCGAAUUAAGAGUUCCAAGCAUAUCACGAAGCACUACGCCGAAGCCGGACUCUGCAUACUAUAGUCGAAGCAAUGGCGCAAAUGACGAUAACGAGGCAACGACCUCUGAACAGCGGCAAGCUAUCAUUCGGAGCAAGCUAGAGAAGGAGCUGAAGAUCCGAAACGGGACGGAGAAUAUGCUAGAGGCACUCCUAACAAAAAAUUUAAAGCAGACCAAGGAGCAGAGACUUAGGGUAGAGUCUGAACUAAGUUCGUCAAAUCGAAAGAUCGCACAACUACAAUCAGAGCUCGAGGAGGAGCUACAGAGAGCGCACACUCCCGAAUUCUUAGACUUCAACCGCCCAUCGAGUCUAUUUGGUGUGCCGAUGGGCCGUUCCCCUUCGAGAGCAACGCAAACCACCGGCGACACUUUUGACGAUGACGAUGAUGAUUUCAGCGAAACAGAGUCGCCUACUUAUGUCCUUGCCGAGACUCUGCAAGAACUGGAGAUUGAAGGCAUGUCACCAGGCUAUUAUGUUGAGAGAGCGAAUAAUCUUGUGGAUCUCUUUAAACGCCAUCCAACCUUGAAGUAUGAUUUGAAGUGGUCCGUUUUCGGCUUGCGGGUUCAGGUGAUGCUAUUGAGCGAUAGCCGUCAAGUCGUGGCAGCCGGGUACAGACUAACUCGCUAUGCGAUCGCGGAUCGGCAGUCCAUCCGGAUCAUCAGGUCGUUUAAUACAGAUGCACUGGUAAUCUAUUCGCUGGUCAAGGAGUCCAAAGCAAGCAUGGAACGCGAACAAGCGCUUAAAUUCAUUCGGGCCUUUCUAGACGUGAAGGACGGGGUCUACGAGAUCUCGCGUGCUGUUGUCCGCACUCUAGUGUCUCUAGCAGAACACAAGGAAGAUCGCCUGAGGAACAUCUGUAUCAUGACCCUGGCAGAAAUUUUGGUUAAAGACCCUGGUUUGCUUUCGUCUUCUGGCGGAAUUGCGUCUGCGAAAGCAAUUUCUGUGAUGCUCAAGAGUUGGCCAGGAUUGUUGACGCUUGCUCAGAAUAAAUUCAAGCCUCUGCAGUCAUUGAUGGAAGCAUUAGAAUACCCUGAACCUCAAUCGCGGGGCUUGAUACUCGAACUCCUGUUUGAUGCUUUGCGGAUUAAGCCUCCUUCUUGGUCGUCAUCAUUCCUCGCUGGUCGCCGGCUGACGACAUAUGGCAGGGGUGGGAUCGCAAGUACCGGAGGCUCCGACCAAGACUCAAACCAGUUCCACACAUUCUACGAACCCGAAGAUGGCGUAUUCGACCUCACGGCGCAUUUCGCGUCCCUAGUCCUUGCGAUGUUCAUCGAGGCUGGCUUGAUCAAGUCCUUAACCGUUUUGGUUGAAGAAGAGGAAGAAAUAUCUCUAAAACGAAAGGGGAUUUUACUUCUAGCGGAGGUGUUAAAGCGUGCUUAUCGUUCCUUGCCACAGUCAAUAUGCGCCCAUCUUCAGGUCCUCCCUGAUAACGUACCGUCGCUAUUGAUUGAGAGAGAUGUUAAUAUCCAUCGAGUAUCUGCCUCGACUAUUUACCAGAUGGAAAGCAUCAAUCGCACCAUAACUCGAUCAACUUGGAUGAGAUCCGGGCCGGGGAAGUACAACCGAGAUGCGGAAAUGUCUUCUUCGUUUCUCAAUGCAGGACAGGGGAAGCCGAAAUUAAGCCCAACUAUGGAUGAAGCCCAGUUUCGAACCGCCAUCAUGGAUACCCAUGUAUUAAACUCCGUCAAUUUUAUGAAAUGGAAAUGGGAUCUUAUUCACAAUAUUAUCGAGGGACCGCUCACCAAUCCGAAACGUCUCGACGAAGCUAUCAAAGGAUCCAAGUUCAUGAAGCGUCUUGUAGGCUUCUAUCGACCAUUCAAGUACAGGUUCUCAAUGAUUCGGAACACCAAGCCAAAUCAACGAUACGUCCGCACCGGGUGUGCAUUGAUGCGGACUUUGAUCCAAACUCCUGAAGGGUCUAAAUAUUUGGCGGAAAAUAAGUUAUUAAGGCAAAUUGCCGAAUGCUUGGCCCAAGUAGACCGGACAAGCGGCCUGACUUCCUCCUCUCCGGUUUUCUCGCGUUCUCAGAUGACUGACACGCUAAGUUGGGGCUAUUUUGCCUUGCUAGGCACCUUGAGUAGCGAUCCAAAUGGACUUCAUAUGAUGGAAAGAUGGCACAUGCUCAAUAUGUUUUACCACAUAGUAGAGCUGAGGGACCGAAGUGAUCUUAUACAAGCAAUCCUCGCCAAUAUGGACUUUACCGUUGACAGCCAGCUUCAACUGAUGCUAGUCAAGGCUCUGACUAUUGGGACCAAAGAUAUCCGUACUUUUGCAACACGCGUUCUGCGCAAGUACGUGGUAGGCGGUGUUGCACUUACUCCUGCAGUGGAGUGGAUUAUCAGGCUUCUAGUUUCCCAACUCUAUGAUCCCGACGUUGCGGUAUGUCAGAUUGCCAUGAAGGUUCUUGAAGAAGCCUGUAAUCAGCGGGAUCUACUUGAAUAUGUGGUUCAAUGUCGCCCCUCGCUUGAUCAUCUGGGCGAGAUUGGGGCGUCGUUACUUCUCCGUUUCUUAUCAUCAUCUGUGGGCUACCACUAUCUCGAUGGGCUUGAUUUUGUCCAUCAGGAAAUGGACGAUUGGUUUCUUGGAAGGAACGAUGCCUACGUCGGCUUGGUUGAAGCGUCCUUAUGUCGAGCAUACAUUGACCAGCCUCGCCGAAAUAGCUCGGUGAUCGAGGAUCUCGUGGAUGUGCAUGACAGUGGCAGGGCGCCGCCACAUUUUUACCGGGAACUUGCUCGUACGAAGGAAGGUUGCAGGCUGUUAGCAGAUUCCGGUCAAUUCGAAGAAUUCGUCUCUACAAUUCAAGAUUACGAUCUUCAGGAGGAGGAUCCCGAAGUGUUACAGAGGGUCAAAGGAGCCCUAUGGGCUGUUGGGCAUCUCGGCUCGAUGGAACUCAGUGCCCAGUUUUUCGAAGGAAGUCCAGUUUUUGGCCUCAUCGUCCAAAUUGCGGAAAGAGCAGCUAUGCUAACUAUGAGAGGCACUGCUUUUUUUGUUCUUGGACUCAUCUCGGCUAGUAGACACGGCCUUGAGAUGCUGGUUGAAGCUGGCUGGGAUGCUCCAGUGGAUUAUAAGGGGCAAUCGUUGGGAUCUUGUAUGCCGGUUAACUUGGAGAGAAUAUACAAGAUUCCUUUCAACUCUGUUGGGCCAAAAGCCGAAACGAACGGGGUGUCUGAUGAACGAUAUAGAUCCGCUGUGACUGAUUCUGACCCUAUCAACCAGAAAAUCUUGAAUUUGCUAGCAGAUAUGGGAAAUACAGUUCUUACGAAAAGGGCGGCCGCCGAUCUACAACGGAUCAAAUUAAAACACCCAGACAACUUUCGGCAAACACAACUCUUCCGCAACACCCUGAUCAUUCUAGAAAGCCAUCAUUUCCGACUUCCCGCCCGUCGCUUUGCGUUGGAUCUUUUCGACAAAAGUGUGAUGAGGCGAAUAGUCCUUGAUGAUGAUUCAGAGUUCGACUCAGAGUCGCUUGCUUCUGAUUAG
Molecule: messenger RNA, 3744 nt
Organism: Uncinocarpus reesii 1704
Lineage: Eukaryota; Fungi; Ascomycota; Eurotiomycetes; Onygenales; Onygenaceae
Exons: 5
Coding region: 1-3744 (1247 amino acids)
Biological process (GO): TORC2 signaling
Cellular component (GO): TORC2 complex
Source: RefSeq, a predicted model, not a curated record